This is a messenger RNA of Cyprinodon tularosa, 6359 nucleotides long. RefSeq names its product tripeptidyl peptidase 2 (gene tpp2). NCBI's taxonomy places the organism in Eukaryota, Metazoa, Chordata, Actinopteri, Cyprinodontiformes, Cyprinodontidae. Gene Ontology annotation, cellular component: cytosol. Gene Ontology annotation, biological process: proteolysis. Gene Ontology annotation, molecular function: serine-type endopeptidase activity; tripeptidyl-peptidase activity. The record is from RefSeq and is a predicted model, not a curated record. The coding region runs from base 173 to 4012 and encodes 1279 amino acids. The transcript has 29 exons.
AAGAAGAAGAAGAACAAAAAAUUGAGCAAGGGCUGUAGUGACCAUAGUGACAGCGGCGGUUACUGCUCCUUUAAUCCGCUCUCCUCCUCGUCUCACCUGCCGUGUUGCCCUCCUGCUUCCUUCCCCAUUCUCUGCUUUGUUUUUAUUGUUGCUCUCUCUCUGAAUUUGGAUCAUGGCUGCCCAUUCUGUUGACGAACCGUUCCCUUUCCACGGGCUUCUCCCCAAGAAAGAAACCGGCGCCUCUUCUUACCUCACCAGGUUCCCAGAGUAUGACGGUCGAGGGGUGCUUAUCGCCAUACUCGACACCGGCGUGGACCCCGGGGCCCCCGGCAUGCAGGUCACAACAGAAGGGAAGCCAAAGAUUGUUGACAUUAUUGAUACAACAGGCAGUGGUGACGUGAACAUGACCAUGGCUGUGGAGCCCAAAGAUGGAACCAUCACUGGCCUCUCUGGAAGAACGCUCAAGAUCCCGCCUGCCUGGGUCAACCCAUCAGGGAAGUAUCGCAUUGGAGUUAAAAAUGGCUAUGAGUUCUUUCCCAAGGCUCUUAAGGAAAGAAUACAGAAAGAGCGAAAAGAGAAGACGUGGGACCCAGCACACAGAGCAGCACUCGCUGAAGUCUGUCGCAAAACAGAAGAGUUUGAUGUCGCUCAUCCCACCCCCUCACAGAUAGAAAAGUUGCAGAAGGAAGACCUACAGUGUCAGUCAGAGCUGCUGGCAUCUCUAGAAAAGAAGUACAGUGAUCCGGGCCCGGUAUAUGACUGCGUGCUUUGGCAUGAUGGCGUCACAUGGAAGGCGGUAGUAGACACGUCCGAGUGUGGAGAUCUGUCUCAGUGCACUGUCUUGGGCUCAUACAAAGAAAAACAAGAGUAUGCCACUUUAGGAAAUGCUGAGAUGUUGAACUACUCUGUUAAUAUAUAUGACGAGGGAAACACCCUGUGCAUCGUUACCAGUGGAGGGGCUCAUGGGACACAUGUGGCAAGCAUUGCAGCGGGUCACUUCCCAGAAGAACCAGAGAGAAACGGUGUGGCUCCAGGGGCCCAAAUCCUGGCUCUGAAGAUUGGAGACACACGCCUCAGCACCAUGGAAACUGGCACCGGCCUCAUCCGAGCGAUGAUUGAAGUAAUCAACUACAAGUGUGACCUGGUUAAUUAUAGCUAUGGGGAAGCCACUCACUGGCCUAAUUCAGGGAGGAUCUGUAAAGUGAUCACAGAAGCGGUGCAGAAGCACAACGUGAUUUUUGUGUCGAGUGCAGGAAAUAACGGCCCCUGCCUCUCCACAGUGGGGUGCCCAGGAGGAACCACCAGCAGUGUUAUAGGAGUUGGAGCGUAUGUGACUCCAGACAUGAUGGUGGCUGAGUAUUCGCUGAGAGAAAAGCUGCCCCCUAACCAGUACACAUGGUCAUCCAGGGGCCCCAGCACUGACGGGGCCCUCGGGGUCAGCAUCAGUGCUCCAGGUGGGGCCAUUGCAUCCGUACCCAACUGGACCCUCCGAGGUACCCAGCUGAUGAACGGCACUUCUAUGUCCUCGCCGAACGCCUGCGGAGGCAUAGCGCUUGUACUGUCAGGUCUGAAGCAGAGUGGGAUCAGUCCCUCUGUUCCUGCUGUGAGGAGAGCGCUGGAAAACACUGCUCAAAAGGUCGACGAUAUUGAAGUUUUUGCACAGGGUCAUGGAAUAAUUCAGGUGGAUAAAGCUUUAGACUACCUCACUCAACACGCCUCUCUGCCUACAAGUCACCUGGGCUUCUCUGUCAGUGUGGGUUCACAGAGAGGCAUCUACCUCAGAGAACCAACCGAGGUUCUUGCACCUUCUGAUCACGUGGUCGGUAUCGAGCCCAUCUUCCCAGAGGAAACAGACAACUCGGAGCGAAUCUCCUUGCAGCUCCACUUGGCCCUCACAUGUGCCGCCCCUUGGGUCCAGUGCCCCUCCCAUUUGGAGCUGAUGAACCAGUGUCGGCACUUUAAUGUCCGAAUCGAUCCUCUGGGACUGAGGGAGGGAGUCCACUACACGGAGGUUUGUGGCUAUGAUACAUCAGUGCCCACAUGUGGCCCGCUGUUUAGAGUUCCGAUUACGGUCAUCAUCCCUGCCAAGGUGACCGAUAGCCGUAAUCAGGAAGUGAGAUUCUCAGAUGUCCACUUUAGACCGGGACAGAUCAGACGCCACUUCAUCACUGUUCCUCAGGGAGCCUCCUGGGCAGAGGUCACUUUGACUUCGCAUUCAGGAGACGUCUCAUCCAAGUUUGUUCUUCACGCGGUGCACCUGGUCAAACAGAGGGCCUACAGGGCUAAUGAGUUCUACAAGUUCUCCUCCCUACUAGAAAAAGGUUCCCUAACAGAGGCUUUCCCGGUGCUGUCAGGCAGGGUUGUAGAGUUUUGCAUAGCACGAUGGUGGGCGAGCCUCGGGGAUGUGACGGUGGACUACAUCAUCUCCUUCCAUGGCCUCAGUGUUACUCCUUCUCCCUUGCACAUUCACGCCUCUGAGGGAGUGGUUAGUUUUGAUGCGUCAUCACCCAUGAGAUAUGAGGAGGUGUCCCCCACUGUCACCCUUAAGUCGUGGGUUCAGCCUCUGAGGCCUCUAAAUUCAAAGAUAAAAGCUUUGGGAGCGCGGGAUGUUCUCCCUAAUAACAGGCAGCUCUAUGAAAUUGUCCUCACCUACAGCUUUCACCAGCCUAAAGGAGGGGAGGUUACGCCCAGUUGUCCGAUGCUGUGUGAGCUUCUGUAUGAGUCUGAGUUUGACAGUCAGCUAUGGAUGCUUUAUGACCAGAACAAGAGACUGUUGGGUUCAGGGGACGCCUACCCACACCAGUAUUCCCUGAAGCUAGAAAAGGGGGAUUACACAGUACGCCUGCAGGUUCGCCAUGAGCAGUCUAGUGAGCUGGAACGCCUGAAAGAUUUGCCCUUUGUGGUUUCUCAUCGUCUGUCCAACACCAUCAACCUGGAUGUUUACGAGUCGCACCGUGCCGCUCUUAUGGCAAAGAAGAAGGCGAACUCUCUUACUUUGUGUCCAGGAGCCACGCAGCCUUUCUAUGUCACAACCCUGCCUGACGACAAGAUCCCCAAGGGUACGAGUCCAGGAUGUUACCUCUCAGGCUCUCUUGUUGUGUCUAAAAGCGAGUAUGGCAAGAAAGCAGCGCUGGCCUCUGCACACCGACAACGAAAAUUUAAAAAGGAUGUUGUCCCAGUCAUCUACCACCUAAUUCCUGCUCCCAACAAAUCUAAAAAUGGUGGGAAGGAGAAGGACAAGGAUGGAGAGAAAGAAAAAGACGUUAAAGAAGAGUUUGCAGAAGCCAUCAGAGACCUAAAGAUUCAGUGGAUGACAAAGUUGGAAUCGAGCUCUGUCUAUGAUGAGUUGUUAGAAAAUUACUCUGAUUACCUUCCACUGCAUGUGCAAAGACUACAUCAGCUGGACUCUGAGAAGGAACGAGUAAAGCGCCUCAAAGAGGUGGUGUCAGCAGCAGACAUCGUUAUGUCCCAUAUCGACCAAACAGCAUUAGCUGUGUAUCUCACCAUGAAGACAGACCCCCGUCCAGAUGCCGCCUCCAUCAAAACUGACAUGGAGAAGCAGAAGUCGUCUCUUCUGGAUGCUCUGUGUAGAAAAGGCUGCGCUCUAGCUGACCAGCUCCUCCUGCCGUCCACGCUGCAGGGCGCCGCCGGUGCUGUAGCUACAGAGCAGGCUGCUGCAGGAGAAGAGGAAGUCGGGGAGCAGAUGGCCAGCAGCUCUGACGACGCCCUGGAGAACAUAUCAAACGCACUGAUGGAUACAUUCUGGGAGGUGCAGAAGUGGGCAGAGCUGACUGACUCCAAGGUUUUGAUGUUUUCAUACAAGCAUGCUCUGGCAAACAAGAUGUACGGCCGAGCCCUAAAAUAUGCCUCUAAGAUUGUUGAGGAGAAGCCCAGCAAGGAUAACAUGAAGAACUGCAUCCAGAUCAUGCGCCACCUCGGCUGGAUGCACUGCGCCGCUUUCAGUGAGAACUGGCUUCCUGUCAUGUACCCAGCAGAUUAUACCCCCUUCUAGGCACAGCCAUGGGACGGCAUGGCCUCGCACGGUCCACUAAAGGACAGUUUUGAUAUCAGGGUCACAUGGUCUAUGCAUCUGACCAGCCAGCUGCCUCCUGACACCUUUUCUUUGAAGGCACAUGUGGGUGAAUACCAACAUUGGAGCUGACCUGGAGCCUAGAUAUUUUUGAUGCAUGCCAAACUUUGUAAGGUGAUGGUUUUGAAUUGAAACUUUUUAUUAAUAUCUGAAAUAUCAGUUAAAAAUAUGUAAAGCUAUAAUCAAUGGCCAGCAUCAAGUUGUUUCCUUCUUCAGUUUUUUUUUUUUUUUGUCAGCUACAAAUUUGUAGGCUGAAGUAUCGACUCCUCCCAGAACGCACAACUCUUUAUCAUUUUAGAAUCUUUUUUUUUCACCUGCAAAUACUGUUAAAACUGGCAUCAGCGACUCCAGGGAAUAGAAUACUUAAAAUGGUCGUUAAAAUACUUCAGUGAGAAGAGGGACUGGUUGGCUGCUGCAAAAACUGAUCCCCAAUAAAAGGAAGGAUUGGACUUCAUAUCAGCCCAUUUUUCUCCCCCUUCCUUUUCUUGAAUAGUUCAGCCUUCCUGGGGGUUUACAGUCCGGUUUUUGGACACUGAAAAUGUCAUGGUGCCUUUCUUUAUGUACCUUACCCUUUUCAGAUGGAGCUAAAAGGAACAGCGGCAGGGUUUCGACCCUGCAGAGUUUGUAGCACCCAUCCUCUCUUGCAGCCCUUUCACUCAAGAGUCGAACGACGCAUCAUGAUUCAUCCAAGCACCAUGUGCUUUCCACAUUUAGCCUCCAUUUCACAAGACUUCGCCGACAGAAACAUGCCUGUUAUACAACAAAACGUUUGCUCUGCAUCAUUGAACUUUCUCUGCAGUGUUUAGAAUGCUGCUCAAGUACACGGUGUCAUAACAUAAUGUAAAUACACUCGUACUAUAAAGACAUGAACAUGCAAUAGGGAUAUAACAGAAUUUAUCUUUAUGUAUUUUGCAUAUAUGCAUGUCUUCUAGCUUAUAUACGGAAAGUUGACUUUAACACGGAAAAUGAUUUUUUUAGGUUGUUUCAGUUUCAAAGGUUUUUUUUCUGAGUCGUGCUUUUGAAAAACGUCCACAGUUGAGUGUGUUUGUGUUUUUAAAUGAGUGUGCGUUUUUGUUAAGAUACAUUUCCCACCUGAGCAUUUCUCCCACCACAUUUGAAAACAAAAAUAAAAUAACUGCCUUUUAACGGGCGUGUGUUGGAAAGGACCACACCAGUAGGAUCAGCUGAUUUUUAAACUGAGUCUCACUGUUACUCAACUUAACAUUUACUAAUUUUUUUUUAAAUAUGGCCAUCUUUGAAGACUGAUAAAUUUCUGAUUGGAUGCAGCUUAAAUAUACCAAAUUUCACAAAAUACAUAAGAUAUCCAUUAUUUGCUUCUCUGAAAGUCAUCAAAAAAUAAUUUUAAAAAUAGAAUUUACAGAUAGAUUUUUUUUUUUUAAGGACUGGACAACUUUUGGCCUGAAUCAAGCUAUAGAUAAAGCUUGGAAAUUAUAUAAAUUUAUGUUCAUGUUGCUGUUUUUUUGUGUGUGUUUUGCUUGAUGUUUUAUAAAGCAGAGAUAUGAUCUAUUUUUCUUGGUUUAACCAAAGAAUUAGUUUUCUUAAGCUGGUUUCGAUUUCAGUAUGUUAAAUAAAUUGGAGGGAUAUUUAUUAGGUGGAAGAAAAAAUUAAUUUUUUUCAAACUUGUUAAGAGGAAGGCUUUGGUUUUAACCUUUCAUUAUUUUUGUCUCUGUUGGCUGAAAGGUUUACAUUAGAAUGUAAAGCAUCUGCUUCAGGGCUUCUAGACUUCUGAAGAGUGUGAUGGUGAAUUGGGUGUGAGAUCUUGUGAUUCUGUUAUUAGCUGGAAAUUGUAUCACUUUCUGCAUUUGCCACAGUACAGACCUCUUCAGUCUGUUGGAUGGAAUGAUUAGUGACAGCCUUUUUAUUUCUGUCGUCUUUGGUGCAUUUCUUAUUUAAACAUAUGCUCUGCUCACUGGUAUGUGUUGCCAAUUACGGUCUCUCCAAAAAUGGCCUUAAUUUUUCACCACAGGACUUCACCUUUGACCUCUGACACCAAACGUAUAUCUGUUGCUGUCGCUGGUGUUUGGAAGAACUUCAGGAAUGCUCGCUAUGGAUGUUGAGUGUUUAUAUUUAUAGCCAUAAAAUCUAGUAAAUCCUAUUCCUUAACUGAAUGUUUUGAGUUAAAGAUGUACUCUCUUGACAUUUUUAUCCUUUUCGGGAUUAUGUGAGAAAAACGUGAGCAAUUGUUAAAUCUUUUUGAGCUCACAUGGAAAAGUCGAAGAAAGUUCACUGAAUAAAAUAAUAAAACAGA